CUCAAAAACUAUUGACCGUGAUUUGUGGCCAACAUGGGAAUUCUAGAAAAGAUCCAGGACAUUGAAAAUGAAAUCAAACGUACACAAAAGAACAAGGCCACCGAAUACCAUCUUGGUCUGCUCAAAGCUAAACUUGCGAAAUAUCGUGUCCAGCUGCUAGAAGGAUCCAAAACGAAAUCAGAAAAGGGUGAAGGCUUCGAUGUGAUGAAAUCAGGCGAUGCUCGUGUUGCGCUCAUUGGUUUUCCUUCUGUUGGUAAAUCAACACUUCUUUCCAAGCUCACCAAGACGGAGUCUAUAGCUGCAUCGUACGAAUUCACAACCUUGACGUGCAUCCCUGGUAAAAUCGAAUAUAAGGGCGCUCAGAUUCAACUGCUGGAUUUACCUGGUAUCAUUGAGGGAGCGUCGCAAGGCAAAGGUCGAGGUAGACAAGUCAUUGCAGUUGCACGGACGGCAGACAUUGUCUUGAUGAUGCUUGAUGCUACCAAGAGUGAGCAGCAAAAAGCACAGUUGGAGCGAGAAUUGGAAACAGUUGGCAUCCGACUCAAUCAAGGCAGACCAAACGUUGCUUUCAAAGUCAAGACUGGAGGUGGCAUUACCAUCAACGCAACAGUGAAAUUGACAAAAAUUAAUGAAAAGAUGGUGCAGCACAUUCUCCACGAUUAUAAAAUAUUUAAUGCAGAUGUGCUGAUCCGCGAAGACAUUACUGUCGAUCAGUUUAUUGAUGUUGUGCUUGGAAAUAGAAAGUAUCUAACAUGCAUAUAUUGCUACAAUAAGAUUGAUCAAAUCACGAUAGAAGAAGUCGAUCGACUUGCAAGGCAAGAUAAUACGGUUGUGGUAUCUUGCGAACAGGACCUCAAUCUUGAUUACCUUGUCGAACAAAUAUGGAAGCAUCUGAACUUGCUGCGAGUAUACACCAAGAAGAGAGGAGAGUUACCCGAUUUUAGUGACGGAUUGAUCAUUCGAAACGGAGCUACGGUUGAGCACUGCUGUCAUGCAAUCCAUCGAUCGCUCGCAGAAGACUUCAAGUAUGCCUUGGUGUGGGGAGCAUCAGCGAAACAUAAUCCACAACGAGUCGGCUUACACCAUAUUGUGAAUAAUGAAGAUGUUAUACAAGUAGUUAAAAAAUAGUGGGAGUUUUAUUUUGCGAUCUUUUUGUUUUUCUUUUGAAGAGGUCGUGGCAAAUCACAUCGCAUGAAAUAAUAAAAAUAGAAAAAAGGAAAAGAGUCGAUGGAUAAAAAGGAGGUGACUGAAAGGUGUAAAUCAAAGAAGGUUAUCAC
Messenger RNA from Umbelopsis ramanniana AG, 1277 nucleotides. RefSeq lists its product as uncharacterized. Gene Ontology annotation, biological process: cytoplasmic translation. The record is from RefSeq and is a predicted model, not a curated record. The transcript has 6 exons. Gene Ontology annotation, molecular function: GTPase activity; GTP binding. Gene Ontology annotation, cellular component: cytoplasm. Bases 34 to 1128 code for a protein of 364 amino acids. Lineage: Eukaryota; Fungi; Mucoromycota; Umbelopsidomycetes; Umbelopsidales; Umbelopsidaceae.